Messenger RNA from Clunio marinus, 3903 nucleotides. The record is from the annotation of a GenBank genome assembly. NCBI's taxonomy places the organism in Eukaryota, Metazoa, Arthropoda, Insecta, Diptera, Chironomidae.
AAAUCAGUUGCUCGUGUUAGGUCGUUAAAGAGACAAGCUCCGAACAGAUAGAAAAUUCGAUUUUUCAUUAGAAUAAUUAUUUGUUUGUAGAAAAAAAAUUGAAAAGUUGAUUACUUUUUUGUCCAACACCUUUGUGAAAAGAAUUUAUAGAUUAUUUAGGUCAAAUUUAAUUAGAAAUUUCGAAAAUUUAAAAAGUAGAAGGCACAGAAAUUGUGAAGAAAGUGGAAAAUUUAUUGAUUUUUCGCUAAACUUUUCCUUCCCACAUUCAAUAAAUUUCCUGUGUGAAAAGCAGAGAAAAUUUCAAGUGCAUUUGAAAGAACUUUAAAAAGAAAAGAUGCCAUCAGAUAAAAGCAUUUUCCAGCCUGAUCAGAAGCUGGCAAGGUCGGCCUAUGUAUCAACAUUCCAACAAUAUGAAGAAUCUUAUAAAGAGUCCAUCGAACAUCCUGAAAAUUUUUGGGGAAAUGUCGCUAAACAGUUUCAUUGGGAAACUCCAUACGAUCUCAGCAACUUUAAUUCAUUUAAUUUUGAUAUUUCCAAAGGCCCAAUUUCCAUUAAAUGGAUGGAAGGUGCUUCAACAAACAUUUGCUAUAAUUUAUUGGAUCGAAACAUUAAAAAUGGACAUGGCGAUAAAAUUGCAUUUUUUUGGGAAGGCAACCACCCAGAUGACUACAGUCGUUUAACAUAUCGCAAGCUACUCGAAGAAGUUUGUCGCUUUGCUAAUGUUUUAAAGCAACAUGGAAUUAACAAAGGCGAUCGUGUUUCAUUCUACAUGCCAAUGGUCAUGGAAUUGCCAAUCGCUAUGCUUGCAUGUGCUCGUAUCGGUGCAGUUCAUUCAAUUGUUUUUGCAGGUUUCUCAUCUGAUUCAUUAGCUGAACGAAUGAAUGAUUGUAAAGCUAAGUUAUUGAUAACAGCUGAUGGUGCUUGGAGAGGCGAGAAACUCUUAAACUUAAAAAAGAUUUGUGAUCAAGCUUUAGAUAAAGCUGAGGAACUUGGUCAUCAUGUCGAAACUUGUAUCGUCGUGUCACACAUCAAACGAGUGACAGCACCAAAGGAAGAGCUCGUCGAUGACUUCUCAGUUGAUAUGCGUGAUGACCGAGAUUUCUGGUGGCACGAUGAAAUGGAAGAUGCUGAACCAAGUUGCUAUCCUGAAUGGGUUGCUGCUGAAGAUCCACUUUUCAUGCUUUACACUAGUGGAUCAACUGGAAAGCCUAAAGGCGUUCUUCACACCACCGGUGGUUAUCUUCUCUAUGCAAGCACAACAUUCAAAAUUGUUUUCGACUAUAAACCCAACGAUGUUUAUUGGUGCACUGCUGAUAUUGGUUGGAUCACUGGACAUACUUAUGUAUUGUAUGGACCUUUAGCUAAUGGCGCUACAUCUGUCAUGUUUGAAGGAACGCCAUUUUAUCCUGACAAUGAUCGAUAUUGGGCAGUUAUUGACAAAUAUAAAGUCAGCCAAUUUUACACAGCACCAACGGCAAUCAGAUCACUGAUGAAAUUUGGAGAUUCUCCAGUUUUGAAGCAUAGCUUGGAAACUUUGAAAGUGUUGGGAAGUGUUGGUGAACCAAUCAACCCAGAAGCAUGGCUUUGGUACUAUAAAAUUGUAGGCAAGGAACGUUGUUCAAUUGUCGACACAUUCUGGCAGACUGAAACUGGUGGUCACGUCAUCACGCCGUUGCCAGGUGCAACUCCAAUGAAACCAGGUUCAGCUUCGUUUCCAUUCUUUGGAGUGAAGCCGAUGUUACUUGAUGAAGGUGGGAAGGAAAUUCAGGGUGAAGGCGAGGGUUAUCUUGUUUUUUCACAACCAUGGCCAGGAAUGAUGAGAACAGUUUAUAAUGAUCACAAAAGAUUUGAGUCCACAUAUUUUUCAAAGUUUCCUGGAUAUUAUUGUACGGGUGAUGGUGCACGACGUGAUGCUGAUGGUUAUUUGUGGAUCACGGGAAGAGUUGAUGACAUGUUGAAUGUCUCUGGUCAUUUGAUGUCAACUGCUGAAGUUGAAGCUGUGCUUACAGAACAUACAAGAGUAUCAGAAGCUGCUGUUGUUUCCCGCCCACAUCCAGUCAAAGGUGAAUGUCUCUACUGCUUCAUAACGCCUAACCAAAAUGAAGUAUUCGAUAAGAAGCUCGUUGAUGAACUUAAAGUUUUAGUUCGUGAGAGAAUAGGUCCCUUUGCUCAACCAGACGUGAUUCAAAAUGCUCCUGGUUUACCUAAAACUCGCUCUGGUAAAAUAAUGCGACGAGUACUUCGUAAGGUAGCUGUGAAUGACCGCGAUGUCGGUGAUAUUUCAACACUUGCUGAUGAAGCAAUUGUUGAUCAACUUUUUGCAAAUCGACCUUAAAAAGCUUUUAUUCCAAUGUCUUCUGUUCUGAUGUUGCAUAUUUUACUUUACAAAUUUUAAGUCUACUUAUUUAAUCUUUAGCUUAGAUAAUAAGUCACAAUGCAUUGUUCCACAUGAAUAUGAAAGAAGCAUUUGACGAUAAAAAAUUUAAAUUUAAAUUUAAUUUUAGAACAAAGCUCAUUUUUGGAAAAAGAAAAUUUUAAUUAAGUUAACUUUUAAGUUUUUUUAACCUUUACUUUUUAAUUGAAAUUUAAACGAAAACAUUAAUCAAAUGAAUCAGUAGAGAUUGACAUGAAAAAUCAUCGAAAUGUUCUUUGAAAUGUUCAAUCAUUCAAAGCUUACAAAACCAUAAAAUAAUCCGCAUUUUCGUAAUAAACCACACAAUAAUGGCAUAGAAUUAAUAAUGUAAUAAACCAAUAACUCCAAACCGUUGUGAUUUGUCAAUGACAAUUCAAUCGGAGCUCAUCAAAACUCUAUUUUGUGAUUAAUUAUAGUGAAAAAAGCAGCAACAAAGUUUCUUUCGUUACCGAAUCGAACAUUAAUCAGUUGUGAUCAAAUAAUUUACUCUGCACAAAUUCAUUCAGAAAAGCUUUGAAGAUUGAACAUUAAAAGUGACAAACAACAAAAUAAAUCUCGAAAUGCAACAAAAAUCUUUUAAGAAACUCGUUUUAAAAUAUUAUUUAAGAAAGUUUUCAGAGCUUGCAUGAAUACCUACAUAAAAUACUGAUGUUAAAAUAUUUCUAGCUUUGGACGUGAAAUUUUGUCAGCAAAUAUUAAAAAAAUUUAUGUGAAGCGUCCAAAUAAAGAUAAAAACAAAAAUAUUGCCUAGCAGCAUAACAAAACUCCUAUGAAAUUAAUUUAUGGCGCCCUUAACUCAUACAUAUCAUUCCAAAAAAAUCUUUGAAGCUUUUUUCAGAGAUGGUACAAGGAAUCAAAUAUUUUAGAGGACUUUUAUUCUUUUUGUUGAUAUUUUUGGAGUUAUAAAACUUACAAGGAUACAUUUAUUAGCUUAACAUGACUAAACUCUCUAUGGGAUUUGAAUGAAAAAUAUUAACAUAAAUUCUAUUUAUGUCGAUCAAUAUUUACACCGCUUGAUGAUGAUCAAUGUACGAAUCAGAAGCAUUAUCCUUAAAAAUAGUAUUAAGAUGAAAGAUAAUCUACAAGAUGAAAAUAUCUAUUAAUGUUGAAGAAUGUCUAAGAGAAGGUAAAUUUAAUUGCUGUUGAACAUUGAUAAUCUUAAUCAUAAUUGGAAGGAAAAUAAAAAUUCAUGUGAUCAGUUUCGCAAAUAAUGUUAAGCGAACACCAUUCAUUAAAUCAAUAAAAGAACAUAAAAAUAUCAGAACGUUUUUUAUGUUUAUGAUCACCUGUUGCAUUUAUUCCAAUUCCAUGAACAGCUGUGCUUUGCAUUGUCAUAGCAACGAAAUUCGUUAAACUUCCAGCCGUUGCCAUGCACUUAAACAUUCAUAAACAAACAAGAAAAAAUGUCGAACGAUAAAAAAUUGAAGCAGAAAGAAAAGAUUAAAAAAAUACGAAAUAAUAAAAAGAAAUUGAUAUCAAACAGUCAGAAG